GCUGGGCUGUUAAUACAUAUAUAUACAUGAUUAUUGAUAUUGAUUGGUGGUUGUUGCUGAUAUAUAUGUGUAUAUAAAUUAGGUUUGUUUGUCUUUCGUUUUGCUAAAUAAAUUGAAAUUAUAUUGUAUAUAAAUUGAUUGAUGACUUUUUAUAUGUAUAUUAUGCCGGCAUGAACGAUUAUUGAAAUUGAUCGGUAAUUUUUGUUGAUCUAGCAGUAGACAACUAAUGAAAUGGGCAAGUCGAAGAAGUUUUACAGAAAGAAGCAACGAAACAACAAAAAAGCUUCCAAAUCUCGUAAGAAGAAGCAACGUAACAAUAAGAAAAAAGCUGUUGCUGACCUGAAUAACCGGGACGCCUUCUUUAAGGACUUGGAAAAUGUUGAUAAACCUUCACCUACUGUACCUGCCCCGGAGGAAUAUUGCUGCGCUGUUAACUUCAAAAGCCUGGCUACCUUAAAAGGUACUUCUGACACAAAUGACGGGCUCGAUAUCUAUGACAACACGGAAGUUGUUUACAAACCUCCUGUACCUGCCCCGGAGGAAUAUCGCGGCCCUAUAAUUUUUCAUCCCUUGGCUGACUCAGGACGUUCCUUUUGUCACACUUAUCUCCAACCCCAAUUUACACACCCUCCUGUUAUAAACUGUACUUCUGACACAAAAGACGGGCUCGAUAUCUAUGACAACACGGAAGUUGUUUACAAACCUCCUGUACCUGCCCCGGAGGAAUAUCGCGGCCCUAUAAUUUUUCAUCCCUUGGCUGACUCAGGACGUUCCUUUUGUCACACUUAUCUCCAACCCCAAUUUACACACCCUCCUGUUAUAAACUGUACUUCUGACACAAAAGACGGGCUCGAUAUCUAUGACAACACGGAAGUUGUUUACAAACCUCCUGUACCUGCCCCGGAGGAAUAUCGCGGCCCUAUAAUUUUUCAUCCCUUGGCUGACUCAGGACGUUCCUUUUGUCACACUUAUCUCCAACCCCAAUUUACACGCCCUCCUGUUAUAAACUGUACUUCUGACACAAAAGACGGGCUCGAUAUCUAUGACAACACGGAAGUUGUUUACAAACCUCUUGUACCUGCCCCGGAGGAAUAUCAUGGCCCUAUAAUCUUUCAUGCCUUGGCUGCCUCAGGCAGUUCCUUCUGUCACACUUAUCUCCAACCCCAAUUUACACGCCCUCCUGUUAUAAACAGUACUUCUGACACAAAAGACGGGCUCGAUUUCUAUGAGAACACGGAAGUUGUUUACAAACCUCCUGUACCUGCCCCGGAGGAAUUCGCGGCCCUAUAAUCUUUCAUGCCUUGGCUGGUUCCUUUUGUCACACUUAUUGCCAACCCCAAUAUACAGUCAAAGAUAUUGCUGACCGGAAAAAUCUUUGAAGGAACAAAAUUGUGAACUAUUAACUUUAAAACCUUGGGUGCACUGGGAGCUCCUAUUUUCAUUCUCAUCCCAAACCCCAGUAUACAGGCAUGAAAAAAUGGAAUGUCUUCUUUGAAGAAUUGUAUAUGAUUUUCAUAGCGCUCGGUUGGUGGGAAACACCAUUUGUCUGUUCACUUUUAAAGUACUUUUAUUAUUUGUGCUGUUUAACAAAAGAUGGUCAGCCUAUUUACGUGUCUGUAUGCAAAUGUCUGUUUCCUCGUGUAUUUAUUCCAUUUUAUCCUUGGCCCGGGCAUCCCUUAAAGUUACUACUCCAAACAUGCCUUGCACACAGGAUUUAUAUUUGUGUAUUAUACUAUUAUAUAGUUUCAGGGGCACAAAAUGUUGCUUGUAAUCUAGGUUUAGACCUUCCUGACACUACACCAUUAAUUUGCUAUAGCAACGCCAUUUCAAAUUUUGUUCAUAGAUCGUUGCUGUUUCUUAACCAAUUUUGACAAAUUUAUAGUUGUUGCAAUGUUUUUAAAAAAAGGUUACAAAUGAAUGUACUUUUUACAUAAUAAGGCCAUAAAGAGGCACAAACUCAGAGAAAUACACUCAAGCUCAAAUUGGAUGGGUUGGUCAGAGCGCAAGUCUUGGAAUGAAAGAUUCAUGGGGCCCAUUGAAGGCUUUGGCAGUUGCUACCGUUAUAAAUGGGAUUGGUGAUGUGGUGUUAUGCUCAGUCUUAGGAUAUGGUAUUGCUGGAGCAGCAUGGGCAACUAUGGCAUCGCAAGUUGUUGCAGGUUAUAUGAUGGUUGAAGCUCUGAAUAAGAAAGGAUAUAAUGGUUUCACCCUCUCUGUUCCAUCCUUCAGUGAAUUGCAAAAUAUAUAUAAUCUUGCUGCUCCAGUUUUUAUAACAAUGACGUCAAAGGUCGGUUUUUACUCUCUGAUUGUUUAUUUUGCUACAUCUAUGGGCGUACAAAGUGUUGCUGCUCAUCAGGUCAUGAUCCAGAUUUACUGCUUGUGUACAGUAUGGGGUGAGCCUCUAUCUCAAACUGCUCAAUCAUUUAUGCCUGAGCUGAUGUAUGGAGUUAAUCGCAAUCUGUCGAGGGCUCGAAUGUUGUUGAAGUCUCUGGUUAUUAUUGGAGCAUUGACGGGGCUUAUAUUAGGAUGCAUUGGAACAUCUGUCCCCUGGUUGUUUCCCCAAGCCUUUUCACCCGAUGCUGCCGUCAUAAAGGAGAUGCAUACGGUUCUAGUUCCAUAUUUUAUUGCGUUGAGUAUCACUCCAAGUACUCAUAGUCUCGAAGGGACAUUAUUGGCUGGGCGAGAUUUGAAAUUUAUUAGUAUGUCGAUGAGUGGGAUUUUUUCAUUGGGGGCUCUCGUCUUGCUGUUGUUGACUGGGGGAGGAUAUGGUUUGGCUGGUUGCUGGUGGGCACUAGCAGCAUUCCAAUGGUCUCGAUUUGGUAUUGCACUGAGACGGCUCACCCUACGUGAUGGAAUACUGUAUUCCGAUGACUUGACGCGUUACAAGUUUGGACUGCAGAAGACUGCAUAGGCCGAGGCAUAAAAGUAGUUGGUCCCGAUUGGCUUUGGACAUAUUACUCCAAGGCUACAGCCCGGAACCUGCCAAAGUUGCCAACUUACAUGCUCGAAUUGAACAAUCAGAGCUGUUGUAAUUCUUCUAGGAACAGAAAAUUGUGAGAAGAAUUUGGUAGUUGAUUGUGAGCAAAAAAUGGGGUGCUCCAGAUUCAUUAUAGAACUGUAUAGCUAUGUACAUGUUCUAGUGGUGCUUUAUUGUUUUACUUAAUACUCAAUUUCUGCUGAACAAGAUGUGAAGUUCAUACAUAUACUUCUAGCCAAAGGAAUAAUGAAUCUUUCUAUGACAGUCUUA
Daucus carota subsp. sativus is the source of this 3244-nucleotide messenger RNA. RefSeq names its product protein DETOXIFICATION 46, chloroplastic. The transcript is spliced from 16 exons. The coding region runs from base 2015 to 2908 and encodes 297 amino acids. The record is from RefSeq and is a predicted model, not a curated record. Lineage: Eukaryota; Viridiplantae; Streptophyta; Magnoliopsida; Apiales; Apiaceae.